AUGCGUGAAGAGCAGUUAAGUGAGCCACUGGACGAGUGGCUCACCCGAAGUGUCUACAAUUUGAGUGUAUUCGAAGACCGUCGUGUUUUAGUGGUUGCUAUAAUAGGCAAAGAGUGUCGACAACACUCCAAAUCUCAACCUAUUAAUGCAUUUCUGCAAAAUAACGUCUUUUUAUCGACCUAUCGUCGAAAUCAGACGUCAAGCACCUCAAUAGAUGCAUUCUAUGCGGCUGAUAUAUCGACAGUAUUUUUGAGAUUGAACGGGUAUGGAGAUGUGGAAGCGUUGGAGCAAGCCUUUAUGAAACCAACGCAGAAAACAGACAAUGGUGGCAGUGGCUUUUUCGAGAGGAUCGCAGUGCUGGAGCGUGAUUAUAUUCGGGCACUGACUUUUCUCCUAUGUGUUUCACACGUGCUCCUGCAUUUGGAACCAUGUUGCCGUUUCGAUCUGACCCUGUGUCAAUUUCUAAAGAAGGCCAACGAGCUGCGCCUGUCUGUACGCGAAGAACUGUGUGUGGCUUUGGGAAAGCUUUCGGCCGCGAAUUGCCCACGGGAAUGGGCAAUCGAAGGCCGACUGGCCAGGCCAAGAUUGUUGUUUGCGUUCCAUCGAAGCCCGUUGCGUACGGAUUUGGGUGCUGUUAAACGAAAAGAGUUAAUGACAAAGCUGGAACAGAAUCUAGAGAAUCAGAUAUUUAAUGUGUUGAGACUAUAUAAAUUGAUCGCACAUUCAAAUAAGAGUUAUAAUUGUGUGUCGAUACCUUGCGAGGGUACACCUUUUGUAUAUGUUUUUACGCAGAAUCGUGACGAUUCAACGGCGCAGGAUUAUAUUCGCGAGAUGGUCUCGCAUUUAAUCUUGACAACGACUAGCAGCUCUUCGGAUGACGGGGGAGCUGGAGCUCCAGGUGGAGCCGGAGCCGGAGCUGCUGGUUCGGGUAAAGAUACGACGGGUAAUGUGAAUGGUAAUGAUUUGGAGACUGGGGCAGCAGGUGAGAUCAGUGGUAUUGUGAAGAAAAAACGUGCAGCAGCAGCAAAUACGGCAGCGUUCAGUGAAUUCAGCCUAUUUUUGAAAGGAAGCCUGGACGAGAUACGACACGAACCCGAUAAAGGAGUGGUCUAUGAGGUACCGAAACUGAAAGCGUUCUUAAUCUGCACCAAACUGAUCUACGAUCGAUUGAUGAUGCGAUCAGAUCACAACGGUGGUGAUCAGCGGGUGUCGUUGCUGAGUGAUGAUCAGAUCGGCGAGCUGUCGAAUAUCGAGCUGCAAUUCAUGCGCAUGAUGCGACCGAGCUAUAUUGGCGCGGCAAAGUCGACGUACACGUAUCGUGAUGCGCGGGAACUGGAGAAAUGUAAGCCGUUGCGAUAUACGAAGCGGGAACAUCAAAUUAAGUUACAACGUGCUAUCGAAAAACUGGAAGCCGUCUAUCACGGUAGUGAUCUGGAGAAGGCAAAAGCGGAGCUGAUCGAAGAGUGUGAAGCAAUUUGGGCUACGCAGAAGGCCUGUGAGCAGAUUUCGCUGACCGGAAACGAAUGUACCCAGCCCGUGCAUGCCGGACCGGAAACGGUGUCGGUGCCGGCCUCGAAGCGGACGCUGCACUCGAGUGCCGCCAGAUUCUUGAGUACCUGCAACUGUGGUCACUCACAACUGCUGCGGAAUGACCCUUUUACUUUAAAAGAAGCGAACUUUGACUUCUAUCAAGCCCCGCAGUUUAUUUCGUCGUGUUGUAGUGAACUGGAGAGUUAUAAGUUUGCGGUGUUUGAGGUGACAAUGAUGGAUGUGAAGAUGCGGAUGAGAGCGAAAGGUGUGGUGGGUAGUGGUGAUAAGAGACGGGCUGAUAAGGGUGGUACUGAUAAGGAUUUGGAUUUGGGAGAGGCUGGUGAGCUAGGGAACAAGGAGGAGACGGACGAGGCCGGUUUGUGGGCGGCGGUAGCCGGGUUGCCGGGUUUGGUGACUUCAGAGAGCGGAAAUCGGGCUGCUGCUGCAGCUCGACUGGUGCUCUCUGAACGAGUUGCGAGGCGUGGAAGCAGCAGUCUGAAUUCGGCAGAUGAAGCGACGGAAUAUCGGUAUGUGUAUGAUGAGUACGGCGGGUACGAUGAUGAGGUUGAGGAGGGCCAACGAGAGCCUGAGCGAUCAUCUGAAGAGGACGGUGCGGGUGCGGGUAUUACUGCUGCUGCGGUUGGGCAAGUAAGUGAACGCUUCCCAGCGUUUGGAGCAGACACUAGGAGCCGGGAAGUUGAAGCUGAGGUGAAUCGACGAGGAGGCCACCAGACUCAGGCUCGACUUAAAGGUGGUGAUAUUGCGGCGGAAGCAGCGGAAGGAACGGAAGAGGAAGAUAUUGAAAUGUUGCUGGAUCGUGAUAAUCGUCUAGAGUCAUCCUCGGAUGGUGGUGGUGGAGGUAAUGAGGACGAGGAUGAGGAGGUGACUGAUAACGCUGCUGAUAACAGUGAUAACGUCGAGAGUGAUAAGGAUUCACUGGAUUUAAAUGAGACGGCGGCGUUCAUGAAUCGGCGGCUGCUAGGAGCGCGAAAUUUGGGCAAGCGAAGAGUAGCGGACAGUAGAGGUUUGGAUGCGGAGGGCGAGGAUGAGGAUGAGGAUGCUGAUAACGGAGCUACUGAUAAGAGCACUGAUAAGGACAGGUGUGGCGCUGAUGAACCAAGUGAUAAGGAUGGAGCUGGAACUAUGGCUGUGGCUGCGGCUGCGGCUGGUGGUGAUAAGGAUGAAGGCGCAGGCGCAGGUGCGGUUAGACCAAAAUCGAGAGCCUCGCGGAUGAUUCGAACACGAGCGCAUAUGGAUGACUAUGAACUGAAUAAUAGUUCUGAGACGUUGCUGUCUUCGCUCUCCGGGUCGAAUCUAUCGUCCGCAUCGCGACGAAGUAGUUUAGAGGUGGCUGGAGAGGAAGAGGAGGAAGGUGGCGAGAAUUCCAGUGAUGAUAGUGAAACUAAGAUGGUGGAAGACGGGCAUUCGGCUCGAGGUCGGGCCGGAGCUGGAGUUGGAGCUGGCUCCGGAGUUUCUCAUGAACAGGAGCCGGGAAGCAGUUAUUUGGACGAUGACGACGUGCAGUUGCGAGAGAAUCCGUCUAGUGAAUUGAAUGAAAAUGAUGAGCGGCUGCGGAAUGCGGUGGUGGAAUUUGAGGAGUUCGUGGCGUUGAUGCGACGAUAUUUUAGAGGUUUUGUUUUGUUUUCGAAAGGUUUUUGCAAAAAUGUAAUUUGCACCACAAAAAAUGUAAUUUCAGGUCUUUUUUUCGAAUGGAAUCUGAUUUCAGGUCAAUUUUUGGAGUGUUUGCCGAAUUCGGACUCUCCGUCGGCGCUUCUACCACUCUACCCGUCAUGGUCUCUGGUGUGUUUGGGACCGUCGAGUAUCUACAGUCACAAAGCGGGUAUACGCGAUCAGCCGAAUUUCAAGAACGGCACGCAAUAUCUACUGCCCUGGGAUGUGUAUCUAAUGGUCGAUAUGGAGCUGUGGGAUUUGGACAUGAAGGAGAUUUUGAACUAUGACACGACGCUAUCGGGAAGCCAUCACCAUCGCACCCCGCGGAGACAUCAUUUGAAAGCGACGAGUGGAAUCGGAUGCCCGACUAGCGGAGGAUCAGCCGGCGGCGGUCUUCUAUCGACAAUGAAUCGAGAGAAAGUCAAGUUGUUUGUGGGUUUUGAAUAUGAAUGUCCACGUGGUCAUCGUUUUAUGAUCGAGAAAGCGAACUCUCCAAUGCGUGCCUCGUCUGCGAACUCCAAGGAGAUGGGAGCGGAGCUUCUGCGGUCGGAGAUUCCCGUCUGGAUGCAUUGUACGUGUCGUCGGUCGCCUCAAGUGAGUGCGCAGUUGAUGCGCAUUCAUAUAGUGACGCCAAAGGCACCAGUGACGGUGACGCUCGACCCCAGGGUGCAACCGUCGGCCUCGCCGAACGGCUGUAUUUUCGGCACCGGCGAGGAGCCGAUCAGGCUGGAAUUCGCCAAGUAUUACGUGCUGAGGCUGCCAUAUGUCUACGCGGGACCUCAAGGAGUGGUCAGAAGGCCCCAGGAGCCCGUGGUCAUGGGCAAAUUGCUACCCGAGUCGAUUCGGGUAGAGUAUGUACCAGUGAGCAGCAGCAGGAAAUUUGAGAAUGUAGUGGGUGAAUUGUAG
Messenger RNA from Anisakis simplex (herring worm), 4107 nucleotides. The record is from the annotation of a GenBank genome assembly. NCBI's taxonomy places the organism in Eukaryota, Metazoa, Nematoda, Chromadorea, Rhabditida, Anisakidae.